This is a messenger RNA of Antechinus flavipes (yellow-footed antechinus), 3557 nucleotides long. It is a transcript of the gene RNF10, whose product is annotated as ring finger protein 10. Gene Ontology annotation, molecular function: transcription cis-regulatory region binding. The record is from RefSeq and is a predicted model, not a curated record. NCBI's taxonomy places the organism in Eukaryota, Metazoa, Chordata, Mammalia, Dasyuromorphia, Dasyuridae. Gene Ontology annotation, biological process: positive regulation of myelination; positive regulation of transcription by RNA polymerase II.
GCCCCCGUUGAUGCCGCACAGCUCGCCCAGCAGCAGCAGCAGCAGCGCCGCCCCCGACAUGGACAAGAACAGCGGGCCCCCCAGCUCCUCCUCUGCCUCUGGGGGCUGCAGCAGCAAAGGACAGCAGCCACCCCGCGCAACCUCGGCGGGGCCUGCCGGCGAGUCUAAACCCAAGAGCGAUGGAAAGAAUGCGAGUGGAUCCAAACGUUAUAACCGUAAACGUGAAACUUCCUAUCCUAAAAAUGAAAACUUUAACAACCAGUCCCGUCGCUCCAACGCACAGAAAAGCAAAACUUUUAAUAAGAUGCCUCCUCAAAGGGGCGGCGGCAGCAGCAAACUCUUUAGCUCUUUUUCUAAUGGUGGAAGACGAGAUGAGGUAGCAGAGGCUCAACGGGCAGAGUUCAGCCCUGCCCAAUUCUCUGGUCCUAAGAAGAUAAAUCUAAACCACUUACUAAAUUUCACUUUUGAACCCCGUGGCCAGACAGGUCACUUUGAAGGCAAUGGACAUGGCAACUGGGGGAAGAGGAACAAAUGGGGACAAAAACCUUUUAACAAGGAGCUCUUCUUACAGGCCAACUGCCAAUUUGUGGUGUCCGAAGACCAAGACUACACAGUGCACUUUGCUGACCCUGAUACGUUGGUCAACUGGGACUUUGUGGAACAAGUGCGCAUCUGUAGUCAUGAGGUGCCGUCCUGCCCAAUAUGCCUUUAUCCGCCAACUGCAGCCAAGAUCACACGCUGUGGGCAUAUUUUCUGCUGGGCGUGCAUUCUGCACUACCUUUCAUUGAGUGAGAAGACCUGGAGUAAAUGUCCCAUCUGUUAUAGCUCUGUUCACAAGAAGGAUCUCAAGAGUGUUGUUGCUACAGAGUCACGCCAAUACAUUGUUGGCGAUACCAUCACAAUGCAGCUCAUGAGAAGGGAGAAGGGUGUGCUAGUGGCUUUACCCAAAUCCAAAUGGAUGAAUGUAGAACAGCCUAUUCACCUUGGAGAUGACCAGCACAGCCAAUACUCCAAACUCCUGCUGGCCUCCAAGGAGCAGGUGCUACAGCGAGUGAUUUUGGAAGAGAAGGCAGCCCUGGAGCAGCAGCUGGCAGAGGAGAAACACUCUCCUGAGGCGUGCUUUGUGGAAGCCGCCCUCCAGGAGCUCAAGGCUCGAGAGGAAGCUCUAUCAGGAUUGGAUGAAGCCAAAGGUGGUCAGGUGACUGAUGUUGUGACUGCAGUAGAGGAGCUGGUCCUGAUAGCAGCACCCCUGGACAAAGAGCCCGACUCCCAGUGUAUACUGGAGUAUCUGUCUGCUUUUGAUGAAGAAAUUGUGGACCCUUGCCCUAGAGGACCUUCUCCUCUUCCCCCUCCCCACCUGGUAGAAGAGGAGCCAGUGACUGAGCUGGAGCCGAGGGUAGUAACAGAGGUAUAUGAGUCGGAGAUCUUGGAUGGAAAUGAUACAGAAGGGACCACUUGCAGCAAAACCAGCCAGCAGGAGCCCAAGGCCACACUCGGUACCAGAUCCUUGGGCAGCUCUCCUUGCUACUACUUCUAUCAAGCGGAAGACGGACAGUACAUGUUUCUGCAUCCCGUGAAUGUGCGCUGCCUCGUGAGGGAGUAUGGGAGCCUGGAGCAGAGCCCCGAGAAAAUCACCGCCACAGUGGUAGAGAUCGCUGGCUACUCUAUCUCAGAGGACGUGCGACAGCGGCAUCGCUACCUUUGCCAUCUGCCUCUCACCUGUGAAUUCAGCAUCUGUGAACUGGCUCUGCAGCCACCUGUCGUUUCCAAGGAAAUGGAAAUGUUUUCAGAUGACAUUGAGAAGAGGCGACGGCUUCGGCAGAAAAAGGCUCGGGAGGAGAGGCGAAGGGAGCGCCGGAUUGAGAUAGAAGAGAACAAGAGGCAGGGAAAAUAUCCCGAAGUCCACAUCGCUCUAGAGAAUCUGCAGCAGUUUCCCGCCUUUAAUGCCUGCUCCCCCGAUCCUGCUUUGGUUCUUGGCACCGAGGGCGUUGGUUCCUUCUCACAGUCUCCUCUUAGCAGAAGCCCAGGGUCCCAUGCAGACACUAUGUUGGCUUCUUUGUCACCCACUGAUGGUCAGGUCAACCCCUCAUUCUGCGUCGGGAGCCUGGAAGAAGAGUCUCCUUUUCCCUCCUUUGCCCAGAUGCUGAGAGUUGGAAAAGCAAAGGUAGAUAUGUGGUCCAAAACUGCCUCCAAGAAAGAUGAGAACACCCUCGCUCCUCCUGCCCCUGUGGACAGUGAUGGGGAAAGUGACAACUCAGACCGUGUACCUGUGCCCAGCUUCCAGAAUUCGUUCAGCCAAGCGAUUGAAGCAGCCUUCCUGAAACUGGACACCCCGGCCUCCUCAGACCUCCUCUCUGAAGAGAAGGGAGGAAAGAAAAGGAAGAAACAAAAGAAGAAGCUGCUGUUCAGCACCUCGGUGGUCCACACCAAGUGAUGCUUCUGGCCCCCAAGUCCUCUCCAUCUUGUGUUUUCUUUUUCCUUUGCUUUGUUUUGCUGCUAUAGUUUUUAAGGACUUGAGUUUGCACAGAUUAGCUCUGUUGGGGGGAGGGGGGGGUUUCCACAGAUCAAGGGGGAAACCAAAGGAACUAAUUUAAAUACAGUGUAUUUUCCAGCUUCCAAUAUUUACACCAGAAUAAAGUAUUGACACUCACAUGACAAACCUUCAGUCAAGGUUUCUAGUUUGUGCCAAUUCCAUCUUGUAUUGGCCCAUGUGCAGGUGAUCUUGACCAUUCUACCCUAGCUUCUGGCACCUGGGGAGGCCAAGCCCUCCCCGGGCAGCUCAAGAGCCAUCGGGGCACUUGCUGCAACGUGGGCUCGAAGGUACAGCUGUACUAAUCUGACACCCCCUUUCCUGUUGCGUAUCUCACAGGGUUCUAGAGGACACACUAAUCACAGUUCACAUCUUUUUCUUUUUUCUUUUCUUUUUUUUUUUUUUUUUAAAACAAGUUAAGUCUCUUCUACCUGUUCCGGAUUUUCUUUUUCUUUUUUAAAGAACAGAAGGGUGUGGGAGUAGAUUGGAUUUAGGACAUCCAGCUCAAAUUGCAAUUGUUUUUCUUCUGACCAGCAGAGAGCCUGGUAGUGCCAACUUCAGAGAGCUUUAGGUCUCCAAGUACAUACAUAGUUGGAUUUUGGACUUGCCUAGAGAGGAGAGACUCUCCCUUCAACCUCUCUAACUCCUCUCUACCUAAUGGCUCAGCAAGAAAAAGUUACUAACAAGUCUGGUUAGAAGCAACCACAUGCCUACCUCACAAUUGGGGUAGCAGGUAUUAAUGGGACAGGUCUGAGUGACACAAGCAGGGACGGCCAAGAAUUUGGCUAUUGGGAUGCAGGAGGAGGCAGCGCGAGUCACGCGGACUUGAUACUGAGCUGGGUUGAAAGCAGCAAUGCCCUGUCCACCGCCUCCCUCGAUUUCUGCAGCAGUCUCCUUGUGCACUGCUUGGGGUUUGGUUUGAAGCCGAGUUUCAGUGAUGUGGAUUUUUGUUGUUGUUGAAUAAAGUGACCUCUAGGUGUAACGUAAUGGCGAAGGCAAACAGUUGCAAUAAAUCAUAUGCACAAGA